AUGUCAUCUCUCCACUACGGCGGCGCAGAGACACCGCCCAAGCUCCUACCAUCUCUCCUUCACUUCUCCACAAUGGAGAACCAGAAGAUCUCCGAUUUCCUGGCAGACCAGCUGCAACAAGCUCCAGAGCAGAGCCAGGCCUUUUUCCUCAGCUUUGAAGACUUCUGGGAACGGAAACUAUGGCAUCAAUUGACCAACGCUCUGGUGGAGUUUUUCCAGUUACCUGAAAGCGCUCCUCAGCGGUUACCCAUAUUCAAGACGUUUGUUCUGAGCUUCGCCGACAAGAUCAAUCAGCUGAAGUUCGUCUCGUUGGGUUUGAUGGCAUCAACGGAAUGCGCGGAUGACCAAGAGCGACUUUCCUUCCUUACAUCGCUUGCCGACAAAGUGAACAAACCCGACACACAAGAAGCUUACGUGUAUGCCCUUGCGGAAGUUGCAAACGUGAAGCAGCGACUACAGGACUUGGAUGGAGCGCAAAAAGAUCUGGAAGUAUGCCAGAAGGUUUUGGACUCGUUCGAUUCCGUCGAGACGGUGGUGCACGCUUCCUUUUACAAGGUCAACGCAGAUUACUACCACGCCAAACAAGAAUUCGCCGCCUAUUACAAAAACGCCCUUCUUUACCUGGCCUGCAUCAACCUGGACGAUCUUAGCGAGUCAGAACGUGUCUCCCGCGCAUACAGCCUGAGUGUUGCCGCGCUCGUCUCUGACACGAUUUACAACUUUGGUGAACUCCUACUGCACCCGAUCCUGGACUCGCUCACCGAGACGCCGCACAGCUGGCUGCGCGACCUCCUGUUUGCCUUCAACCGCGGCGACCUUACUGCGUACGAUGUCCUGGCCGGCAACAUCUCCAAGAACAAGCUGCUUGAGCAGCAUCGCAUUUUCCUCUACCAGAAGAUCUCCCUGUCAGCCCUCACAGAAAUGGUCUUCCGUCGACCCCCGCACGACCGCAACCUCACAUUCGCGUCGAUCUCCUCCGAGACGAAGGUCAAGCCCGAGGAGAUCGAGCACCUGGUCAUGAAGGCUCUGUCCCUGGGUCUUCUGAAGGGUGCUAUUGAUCAGGUUGCGCAGGUCGCGCAGAUUCACUGGGUGCAGCCCAAGGUCUUGGAUAUGAAGCAGAUUGAAGGCAUGCGCAAUAGACUCAAGGAUUGGGAUGCUGGUGUGAAUCAGCUGGGUCACUGGAUCGAGGGAGUUGGUAAGGACGUGUGGGCUGCUUAG
Molecule: messenger RNA, 1218 nt
Organism: Aspergillus fumigatus Af293
Lineage: Eukaryota; Fungi; Ascomycota; Eurotiomycetes; Eurotiales; Aspergillaceae
Product: proteasome regulatory particle lid subunit RPN9
Biological process (GO): ubiquitin-dependent protein catabolic process
Cellular component (GO): cytosol; nucleus; proteasome regulatory particle, lid subcomplex
Molecular function (GO): structural molecule activity
Source: RefSeq, a predicted model, not a curated record